UUUAGAAUGAGGCUUGGAACUCACACGAUGUUCGUAGAAAAACUUUGGUAUUCUGCUUCCACUCGCCAGCACGGAAAUCAGUUUUCUUCACUAUCAGCUUGGAACGUCUGUGGGACACAUUUUUGAUUAUUAGACUGGGACAAGCUUUACUAUAUUAUCUACUCUCCAAAACCACAAUCUGGCUGUAAGGAUGUCAAUAGCGGCUGUUUUCAGAAUAAAUGUCUUUGCUCGUCAAACCCCUUGGUGUGCAUUAAGUGAGGCUGUAAUUUCUGCUAAUAUUGUCACUUCAAGAAGAAGGCUGCACCGCAAGGCCUUUUAUCACUCACAACAGAAGGGACAUAAUGAAAUGACAAAUGUGAUAACCCAGAGACAUGGAACUAUUCUGACAAUUGGAAUUAACAGGCCAGAAGCCAGAAAUGCUGUGAAUCCAGAGACAGCUUCCCAGCUUGUUGAGGCCUUUAAUCAGUUUGAGAAUGAUCCAGGUCUGACUGCGGCUGUAGUCCAUGGAAUAGGAGGUAAUUUCUGUGCUGGGCUUGAUUUAAAGGAAAUAGCUCACGAUGCAAGUGCAUUGAAUGUAGAGCAAGAUGUCACUAAAGGACGUGGCCCAAUGGGCCCAUCAAGGAUGCAGUUUACCAAGCCAAUAAUUGCUGCCGUGAGUGGUUAUGCAGUUGCAGGAGGAAUGGAGUUAUCCCUCUUGGCAGAUAUGCGAGUUGUAGAGAGAAGUGCAAUAUUUGGAAUCUUUUGCAGGCGUUUUGGUGUUCCUCUAAUUGAUGGUGGGACAGUAAGACUUCCCCAGCUCAUUGGGCUUUCCCGAGCCCUCGAUCUUAUCCUUACAGGUCGGCCAAUCAAUUCUCAAGAAGCAUAUGAAUUUGGAUUAGCUAAUCGUGUGGUACCUGAUGGCCAAGGCUUACAGUGCGCUAUUGAGUUAGCACACAGUAUAUCAUCCUUUCCACAGAAGUGCAUGCUCGCUGAUAGAGCCUCCGCCUACAACAGCACAUUUGACGCAUCAAGUUUUACAGAUGCAAUGCAGUAUGAAUAUGAUUCUGGAGCGAAGGUUCUGGUUGAAGAGUCUGUUCCUGGAGCCAAAAGAUUUAGCGCAGGAGAAGGAAGGAAAGGAAAAUUCUAGUUUGCAUUUGCAUGAAAAUUGAAUUUCAUUAAAUUAGAAGUGGGUCCUUGGCAUUUAAGGCAAAAUUGGUGCAAUAUUUAUUUAAGUAUCAUGUCAUGCUAGAAGACAAGGCAGGUUUGGUCCUUUCUAUUAACUUAAUCAUGUACAAAUCUAGGAACUCUGUGCAAUCAUCUAUACAUGAAUCUCAUUAUCCUUGGUGGCAAAAUUCUGUUUGCUUCUGCAUUUUUUAAUAUUAUAUUUUUGAAGUAUAAGGUGCAAUGUACAGGGCACAUGGAAUCAAUGAAGCCCUGGUAGUCACAUUUGCAUUGAGGAGGUGCUAUUUUCAGGGCACCCAUUGCAGCUUUGCGCACCCAUUGAUGCCAGCAAGUUACAAACAAACCUUGCACAUAGCUUACCAACACAGAUGCCAAACUGGGUCCACUCUUGCAAGGUGUACUAUGUGCAAUUGCCCUAAAAAGGAAAUCAUUGAGAGAAAUUUCAAAGUACCUGUACUGUGAAGAACAAUAAUAGAUAAACAUUAUUACUUGCCACCAGCUCCCUUUUGUGACAUCCCAUAAUUUGAUGAUGGAGUGCUACCAAGAAGGGUAUUGCUUCUGGUUGACUGUUGUUUCCCCCUCUUGGCACCAUUUUAGCUUUUUUACAUUCUUUACAGUACUACCAGUAUUAACAACUACAUAAAAAGCAUCCCAAAUGAUUACCUCCUCCAGCAGAACUACAAGUUUAUUUUCCACAAAAGCUAUGAUUUAUACAAGUUUAACCUCCCCCAAAAGCUAUGAUUACAAUAAGAUCUUUGUGCCAGACCUGGGGCUGAUUACAUCAGUACUGGUGACCUCAGUGUACCGCAUGCCAGUCUGUGUAAUGAGUUUUAUGCAGACAAUUUUUUUCAAUAUUGGCGUAAAUUUUGCCUUGAAGGAUCAAAGCAGCAUGCCUUAUUUUCUGAUAAGGAAAAGGCAGCUAAAAGGGGGAAUUAGGAACAGAGCACAAUUAGG
Xenopus tropicalis (tropical clawed frog) is the source of this 2115-nucleotide messenger RNA. RefSeq names its product probable enoyl-CoA hydratase echA8. The transcript has 7 exons. NCBI's taxonomy places the organism in Eukaryota, Metazoa, Chordata, Amphibia, Anura, Pipidae. The record is from RefSeq and is a predicted model, not a curated record. Gene Ontology annotation, molecular function: catalytic activity. Bases 191 to 1126 code for a protein of 311 amino acids.